Molecule: messenger RNA, 2151 nt
Organism: Chrysochloris asiatica (Cape golden mole)
Lineage: Eukaryota; Metazoa; Chordata; Mammalia; Afrosoricida; Chrysochloridae
Gene: GDA
Product: guanine deaminase
Exons: 14
Coding region: 207-1571 (454 amino acids)
Biological process (GO): guanine catabolic process
Cellular component (GO): cytosol
Molecular function (GO): zinc ion binding; guanine deaminase activity
Source: RefSeq, a predicted model, not a curated record
AUCCUAUUGGCUUUGAGGAGGCACGGAGCCAGUCCCUGGGCGAGGCCUGCAGGGAGCAGGCGAUCUCCGGGGGAAGCAGGGGGCAGGACCAAGGCUGGAGCCGGUGCCCGUUUGGCCGCCGCCCACAGCCGCAGGGACCCCUCACUGCGCCUCAGCCAGGUGUACCCUCCUCGGCCCGCGGACCCCACGCUGCACUUCUCGCUGACAUGUGCGCCUCUCGGAUGCCGCCCCUGGCGCACAUCUUCCGAGGGACGUUCGUCCACUCCACCUGGACCUGUCCCAUGGAGGUGCUGCGAGAUCACCUCCUUGGCGUGAGCGACAACGGCAAAAUAGUGUUUUUAGAAGAAGCAUCGCAACAAGAAAAAUUGGCCAAAGAAUGGUGCUUCAAGCCGUGUGAAGUAAGAGAACUGAGUCACCAUGAGUUCUUCAUGCCUGGGCUGGUUGAUACGCACAUUCAUGCUCCUCAAUACUCGUUUGCUGGAAGUAAUGUAGACCUGCCGCUUUUGGAGUGGCUAACUAACUACACAUUUCCUACAGAACACAAAUUCCAGAACAUCGACUUCGCUGAAGAAGUAUACACCAGAGUUGUCAGGCGAACACUGAAGAAUGGAACAACUACCGCUUGCUACUUUGGAACAAUUCACACUGACUCAUCCCUGCUCCUUGCGGAAAUUACAGAUAAAUUUGGGCAGCGAGCAUUUGUGGGAAAGGUGUGCAUGGAUAUGAACAACACUGUUCCAGAAUACAAGGAAACUACUGAUGAAUCAGUCAAAGAAACUGAGAGAUUUAUAUCAGAAAUGCUUCAAAAGAAGUAUUUGAGAGUGAAGCCCAUUGUGACGCCACGUUUUACCCUUUCCUGCUCUGAGGCUUUGAUGGGUGAACUUGGCAACAUCGCCAAGACACGUGAUUUGCAUAUUCAGAGCCACAUAAGCGAAAAUCGUGAUGAAGUUGAAGCUGUGAAAAACUUAUAUCCCAGUUAUAAAAACUACACAGAUGUGUAUGAUAAGAAUAAUCUUCUGACAAAUAAGACAGUGAUGGCGCAUGGCUGCUACCUCUCUGCGGAAGAACUUAAGAUAUUCAAUGAACGAGGAGCCUCAAUCUCACAUUGUCCCAAUUCUAAUUUAUCGCUAAGCAGUGGAUUUCUAAAUGUGCUAGAAGUUCUGAAACAUGAAGUGAAGAUAGGACUGGGUACAGAUGUUGCUGGUGGUUAUUCAUCUUCCAUGCUUGAUGCAAUCAGAAGAGCAGUAAUGGUUUCCAAUAUCCUUUUAAUUAAUAAGGUAAAUGAGAAAAGCCUCACCCUCAAAGAAGUCUUCAGACUAGCCACUCUUGGAGGAAGCCAAGCCCUGGGACUGGAUAGUGAGAUUGGAAACUUUGAAGUGGGCAAGGAAUUUGAUGCACUGCUGAUCAACCCCAAAGCAUCAGACUCUCCCAUUGACCUGUUUUAUGGUGAUUUUGCUGGUGAUAUUUCAGAGGCUGUUAUCCAGAAGUUCCUCUAUUUAGGAGAUGAUCGAAAUAUUGAGGAGGUUUAUGUCGGUGGAAAGCAAGUGGUCCCAUUCUCAAGUUCUGUGUAAGACCCUCAGACUUCUGCAAAUGUUCUCCUGGGAAAAAGUGAUUUUGCGCCUCCCUUCUGCCCAGGCGGAGUUAGAAAGUCAAAAAAUCAUACCUUGUUCUUGGGAUGACUAUCUCUUUCUGUAUCUUGGUAUGUGCUUGGCAAAUCCUCUGAAGGAAGCUGGACUAAUCCUUAAUUCUCUGAUUGGGAGAGUUCAUAAUUUCAUGAAAAUUUCUUCAUUCUGAGCAGUUCAGAUUUACUUUAAGGUCAAAUAUAAGGGAAUGUUUUUGCUGGUGGUGUCCUUAUGCGAUUUAAGUAACAUUGAUUGUAUAUUUUGAAAUGUGGAGCUAAAAGUAAUUCCUAUACGGUUAAAUAUUUUGAAGUAAUGUGAAAAUCAGAAAUCUGAAAGGACCAGAGAGAUUAUUUUUUGUGAGAGAGUAAAAGACUAUGAACAAAUUUUGCAAAAACUCUUAAGAGUUGUGUUUGAACAAUACAUUCUGAGCAUACCAAUUUAAAACGAGCACUUUUUGAAUUUAAACUGUGCUUCUAGACCGACCUUGUGUUUUGGAAGUUUGCACUUAAAGGAAUUUGCAUAUCAGAGA